UGGGCCGCCAUCGCCGGCGGGGCCGCCGUGCUGCGCACCGCCGUCACCCUGCCGCUGGCCGCGCACCAGGGCCGGCUCCUCGCCAAGCUAGCUGGAAAACCUGCAGCCUGAGAUUAAGGAACUUGCCCAGCGCCUUCGCUAUGAAGUUUCAGUGCGUGGGAAGCAGCUGGGGUGGUCUGAAAAGGUGGCCAGGUUCCACUUCGCCAAGAACAUGCGGAGGAUUGUCUCGGAGCUGUACGUCCGGGACAACUGCCACCCCUUCAAGGCCACCGUGCUGCUGUGGGUGCAGGUCCCCAUGUGGGUCUGCGUGUCCCUGGCUCUGCGCAACUGCAGCGUCGGCGCCUGCGGCCCAGCAGUACAAGAACAGUUUUCCUCAGGAGGAGCACUGUGGUUUACAGACCUCACAGCACCUGAUUCCACUUGGAUUUUGCCAGUUUCCCUGGGGCUGGUGAAUUUGCUGGUGGUGGAGAUCUUUGCUUCCCAAAGGAAAAUGCCGGUUUCCCGGUUCCAGAGGAUUGUUACACACUUCUUCCGCGCUGUGUCCGUGGUGAUGAUCCCCAUUGCAGCCACUGUGCCCUCUUCCAUGGCGCUGUACUGGCUGUCCUCGAGCCUGGUGGGACUGUGCCACAACCUCCUGCUGCGCUCUCCCGCCUUCCGCCGGCUCUGCUGCAUCCCAAGGACCAAAUCCGACUCGGAUACUCCUUACAGGGACAUGGUGGCUGCCCUGGCCACCAGAUACAGCUUUAGGAAACAGCAACACUGAGCUCCAGGGAGAGCUGUCUCAGGAAUGAAGCAGUGCUGUUCUAGUGAGAUGUACUUACUUGCUGUGUAUUUAUUUUGCAAAUAAAACACUGGCUGGCCAUAAAGAAGGAAUGGUCAGCAAAAAUGUGUCUUUACUGGGAAGCUUUGUUUCAAGGGUGGUUGUUUUGUAGUUGCAAUAGUCCAGAAAUCCAGGUUUGUCUCCUGAGUUAUCGUAAGGAAUCGGGCAGGUGAGUGUUGAAUAAAACUGUGACUCAUAUA
Catharus ustulatus (Swainson's thrush) is the source of this 1020-nucleotide messenger RNA. Its product is annotated as cytochrome c oxidase assembly protein COX18, mitochondrial. The transcript has 6 exons. The record is from RefSeq and is a predicted model, not a curated record. Gene Ontology annotation, biological process: protein insertion into mitochondrial inner membrane from matrix; mitochondrial respiratory chain complex IV assembly. Gene Ontology annotation, cellular component: mitochondrial inner membrane. Gene Ontology annotation, molecular function: membrane insertase activity. The coding region runs from base 212 to 763 and encodes 183 amino acids. Lineage: Eukaryota; Metazoa; Chordata; Aves; Passeriformes; Turdidae.